Trichobilharzia szidati is the source of this 1818-nucleotide messenger RNA. The record is from the annotation of a GenBank genome assembly. NCBI's taxonomy places the organism in Eukaryota, Metazoa, Platyhelminthes, Trematoda, Strigeidida, Schistosomatidae.
AUGAGCCGACCGGAUAAUCGCAGACGUGGACAGAACACAAAGUCUGCUAAGGAACCAGUUUCCAAAAGAUAUAAACCAGAUGUCUAUCCAUCAGAAGAUGAAGACUCUACAAUGUCAGGUUCUAUGGAUUUCGAUCGUGAGUCUAAUGAAAGUCUUUAUGGUCGUAGGGGUGAUGGUAAGAUUGCAAAGAAAUCUACCGCUACUACUGGCCACAGUGUACACAAACUUCACUCGGAUAUUGACUAUGAUGCCACAAAUGAUGGUGAAGAUGAUGAUGAUGACGCUGAUGUUGAUGAAUAUGAAUCGGAUGAAUUACGUGUUGUAUCAAGAGCUCAAACAGUAAAAGCCCGUCACGAACACGGCACUUCAGUUAGCAAGUCUACUGAUGCAUCAUCAGUUGUGUGCACACCAAAAGAUGAAUUCGGAGCUAAAGAUAUGCGAAAUAUAUUGAAGUUACGCAUAGACCAUCCCUAUCGUCCCUUGUGGAUUGGUCCGCAUGGGCACAUAUUUCUUGAAGCAUUUAGUCCACUAGCUCGUCAAGCUCAAGAUUUUUUAAUUGCUAUUUCCGAACCGGUGUGUCGACCACUACAUAUCCAUGAAUAUAAACUCACCUCUUAUUCAUUGUAUGCAGCUGUUUCAGUUGGUUUGCGCCCAGGUGAAAUAAUUGGUUGUUUGCGUCGUUUAUGUAAAACUGAUCUACCAGAGGGCAUUGUUGCCUAUAUUCUUUUAAAAGGUGGCCGUUAUUUUGUUGAAAGUCCACAUCGUCAGUUUCUACAACAGCUAGCGAACGACAAAACUGUACAACAGUGUUUAGUUAAGACAACAAUUACUGAGGAAAGCGAUGAUCUGAAACAACCACAACAAGAAGUAGAAGUUGUGAAACUUUACAAUGCUGCAUCACUAGUAAUACAACACCAGCCACAAGAUGAUAAAGGUGUUAAAACUGAAAAAGAAAUUGCCAUUGAAGACAAGAUGAUACGCCUUUACGCUCGUAUAUAUGCAGAAGAAGAAGCUAGGGAGUCACAGGGAUCAAAUACUGGCAUUAAUACAACUACUGCUGAUAAAUCAGACAAUAACUUUUUGGAACAACCUAGUGAUAACAUAAAUGUCAGUGCAAUUGGCAUUGAAUCAGAUGUUGGGGAUCGUGAAGGUGAAAUGAUAGAUAUAAAAAAUGACGGCAGUCGUGGUGAUGCCAAUGUUAAGUUCGUCUUAGACUCAACUGUCCCCAGUGAUUCCAAAGUACCAGUUGUUCUUACCUUAGAAGUCAAUCAAGAUCAAAUUGAAGUACUUCAAAAAAGGUGUAUUGAAUUAGAGGUACCAUUAUUGGCUGAAUAUGAUUUUCGUCUUGAUCGAGUGAACAAAGAUAUUUCAAUAGAUCUAAAAGCAAGCACAACACUCAGACCAUAUCAAGAAAAAAGUUUGCGUAAAAUGUUUGGUAACGGUCGUGCACGUUCUGGCGUCAUCGUAUUGCCUUGUGGUGCUGGAAAAACACUGGUUGGUGUUACAGCUGCUUGUACAAUAAGAAAGCCAACAUUUGUUCUAUGCACUAGUGGUGUUGCUGUUGAACAAUGGCGCUCACAAUUCAAAUUAUGGUCUACUAUUGAAGACGGCCAAAUACUUCGUUUCACUAGUGAUGCAAAAGAUCGUCCAAAUCAAAGUUCACAUAUAUGCAUUAGUACGUACAGUAUGAUUGCACAUUCAGCGAAACGUUCCUAUGAAGCUGAUCGAAUGAUGACUUGGAUUAAAGGCCAAGAGUGGGGUCUUAUGAUUCUAGACGAAGAAGGCGAUUUCGAGUCAUUGAAAUAUGACGAAUUAUGA